AUGGUGAUUAGGCUCGAAAGGCUGCGGGUGCGGGAGGCCUUGAACGCUCGCGACGCAACUGUGAGCCGUCUGGCCGAGGCGUGUGCGUCCGUCCGCCAGAAAACCGAAGCGCUGGCCGCCCUCCAAGAGGAGAAGGAGGCCCUCCAGCGUGCUCUGGAUCGCGCCGCAAAGCGAGACGACCAUGGCGCCGACAAGGAGAACCUGUGUAGGGGGAGCAUGAGUGUCAAGUCAGAAGGAGCAGGCGAAGUUGGCAGGCAACUCGUGGGAUACUUAAAGGCGAUCGAGAACAAGCUUGCGUCCCUGAAGCUCUCAGAGGGACAUGAAAGACCGACAGUCAGCGAGAUUGAAAACACCUACAAGGUCUGCCCUAUCUACUUAUCUGAUCACCCGCCAGUUAUCAAAGCUACGUCCGCACAGGCCAUUUACCAGCAGCUGGAGUCAAUCAUUGGAACAGUGAUGAAGGUUCCAGAGGAAGCCCUCACCGGCCCUCUGGUGGCCCUCAGAGACUCUGCCAAUGUCAAUAGUCAGUGGCACGCUCUUCUGCCGGGCCCAAUGACUGCUUGUGUAACUCCAAGCCUGAGAGACUUCGACGCUCCCGAAUCGCCGUGGACGCCGCUCGAGGGCGAGCGAUCCGUGGCUCUGCCAUCUGUGAGCACCACAGAGAAGAUUGAAGCUAGAUACGCCAUUCUUGCGUCCCUCCCGCUUCCCUCUGAUAUUCCUGACGACUCCUUGACUCCUAUUUUCAUACCGACGCCCUAUACCCUACACGACGUCGUCAGUACAACUUCCGGACUUCUGCGAAUGCAGUUGGGAAAUUACCGCGUCUUCCAACAAUCAACGACUACGUGGUGCCCGGAGCGCGAGGAGCACGGGUACUUCCUCACCCCCGCGUUCAAGUGUAGUACCAAUCCGCGCGUCAGCACCGCGCACCGGUGGUCUGUCGUCGACAUGUCUAGCAAGCUCGAUAAGCCGACCGAGUGCUUCUACAACAAGGAUGGAAAGUGGUACUAUGCGGGGAUUUACAAGUCGUUCCGCCUAGACGACCUGUGCACGCAAGAGUGGGAAUGCCUUUCCCAAGAGACAUCGCAAGUCCUGAUCAAAGAAACCCUUGUGGGGCGUAAAAACACCUCCCCGCAGAAUCUGUACGAGACCGGUCAGCUCUACUCCGUCGGCGCCCUCAAGGUCGCCUGCAUUGGCCUCCAGUGCAUCGGGUUCAACAGCACGCUAUAUCGCGGUCUCCUCGAGCACGCUAAGCUGUGCAUGCAAACUGGGAAAUGGCGCGCGCAAACAGGCCCCGCCGUUUUCAGCAACAGUCCUGGGCUGGGUCUCGGGGCGAGCGCGCCGAGCUGGGGCGGGAACCUCAACGCGAACGUCAGCACAGAUGCGAUACCUACAAGGAGUGGACCGGGCAGCCCGGUAAUCAUGGGACAUGGUGCACCUACUACCUCUGGAAUGAACCUGGGAGGACGCACCGGACAUACGUUCGGAUCCGCACCCGUACCCGUCCCUGGGCUUGGACUUGGAGCUGGACCUGGGCAGCCUUCUUCUGGUGUCCGAACUGGCAUGCAGCACAUCGGCCCUCAGGACCUCUCUGCUCCUCCUGGUCUGCGAUCUGCUGGAAACCCGUGA
Molecule: messenger RNA, 1629 nt
Organism: Dichomitus squalens LYAD-421 SS1
Lineage: Eukaryota; Fungi; Basidiomycota; Agaricomycetes; Polyporales; Polyporaceae
Exons: 6
Coding region: 1-1629 (542 amino acids)
Source: RefSeq, a predicted model, not a curated record